Cryptococcus amylolentus CBS 6039 is the source of this 912-nucleotide messenger RNA. RefSeq lists its product as hypothetical. NCBI's taxonomy places the organism in Eukaryota, Fungi, Basidiomycota, Tremellomycetes, Tremellales, Cryptococcaceae. The record is from RefSeq and is a predicted model, not a curated record. The coding region runs from base 1 to 717 and encodes 238 amino acids. The transcript has 4 exons.
AUGUCAAAGAUCAUCAUCACAGGUGCCACAGGCAACGCCGGCAGCGCCGUCCUCUCAGCAGCUAUCGCCUCCCCCGACAUCUCCCACAUCACCGUCCUCGCCCGUCGUCCGCCAUACGAGACCAGCCCCAAAGUCGAGUAUAUCCAGAUCCCAUCGAACGAGUAUCCAAAGGGUUUCGAUGGGAUUGAUGAGGAGCCGGGGUUGGUGGAGAGAUUGAGGGGGAGUGGGGCUUGUAUCUGGGCGUUGGGGGUUAGUCAGACGCAGGUUGAUGAAAAGGAGUAUUACAAGAUCACGCACGACUACACGCUCAAAGCUGCGAAAGCCUUCUCUGCGCUCGGGACCGAGGCAGAACCAUUCCGUUUCGUCUUCAUGUCCGCUGAAGGUGCCAGACAAGACGAGAAAGGUUGGAGUGCGUAUAGCAGAGUCAAGGGAAAGACGGAGAGAGAGCUUGCGGCUAUGGCGUCCAAGACGUUUGCGCCAUUGUCCGUAAGGCCGGCGGGCAUCAAUCCAACCAAAGAACAUUCCACGCGUAUGCACUGGCUCUGGGGCCCGGGGUUGAGGACGACCUGUGCAGCGCUCAAGGUGGUGUACCCGCCGAUGGUCGUUGAUGCGUCGCACUUGGGAAAAGUGUGUGUCAGUCUGGCUGGAGGGAGGGGCUGGGAUCAGAUGGACGUAGAGCGUGUGGUGUCUAAUGUCAAGUUGAGAAAGAUGAUUUAGAGCAACUAGAGUAACAUGGAUGGACAUUUUUGACGCGUCGUUCAAUCCAUCGCUUGUGCGCUCGCCGGGAUACCCCAGUCCCCAGCAAUAACCAGCUCGAGACUGGCCCUCCCGCCCUCCCGAGCUCGUUGAGCGAUCGCAGCAAAUAAAUGAAAAGCCACUACGGGUCGUUGGGGCAGGGCAGCACAAAUGAAA